CUGUCAUGGAUGAGCCAGGAGAAGAUGACAUAUAUAUUUUGAAACAUGAAAAAGCAGACAGUGCUCAUAGAAGAGAUGCAGAUAUUCCUAUUUCAGUGUAUACAGGAGAUGAGUCUGUUGCUUCACAUUUUGCCCUUGUUACUGCUUAUGAAGAUAUCAAGAAACGACUAAAGGAGACUGAGAAGGAGAACUCAGUAUUAAAGAAAAGAGUAAGAGUCUUAGAAGAAAAGCUCCUUGGUUCCCGAUUGGAAGAAGAAACUCGCUCAGUUGGAUGUGAGCAAGUAAACAAGGCCUAUCAGGCCUAUCGAGAAGCCUGCAUUGACAGGGAGAAUUUGAAAAGCAAACUGGAUAAAAUGGUAAAAGAGAACACAGAAUCCUUGAAAAUCUUGAAUGAGCAAUUGCAGUCCAAAGAAGUAGAGCUUCUACAGCUAAGAACUGAAGUGGAAACUCAACAGGUGAUGAGAAAUCUAAACUGUACCCCAUCUAGCUGGGAAAUAGAGAAGCUGAAUAGUGACCUAAAAGUGCACAGUCUGGAACAGGAUCUAGAAAAACUGAAGAAAGAAUGCAACAGUCUCAGAAAGGAACUACAGAAAUCUGUGCAGAAGAACAAGGCUCAGGAAGGAAAUCAGUUUAAUGGAGACCUCAUUCAAAGGCAAAACUUUCAGAGUGAAAAUGUGCAGCAAGCAUACUGGGAACUGAAGAGGGAAAUGUCUAACUUGCAUCUGGUGACUGAAAUGCAGGCUCAGGUUCUUCGAAAAUUGAAAACAAACCCAACUGCAACCAAGAAAGCUUCCUCUUGUACACCCGUACAGUGUGUUGAAGACCUGGAGAAGGACCUCUCAAAGUUAUGUUUGACUUCUUCUGGGGCAUUCUACAAAAAAACCUCUCCUUCACAAAAUGACAAAGUACUCUGCAAUGCCAUAGCUUCCCCUCUGCCAAGAGGUAUAAACAUGUUGUCUGAAAGGGAAAAUCUCCAGUCAUGGACAGAUGAAAAUACCAUCCCAGCUGGCGUUACAGCGUUUCAGGAACACAAUUCUUAUGCAAAGAGCUCUCUGGAAGAUAAUUCCUGGGUAUUCCCAAGCCCACCGAAACCUAGUGAGACUGUGUUUUGGGAAACAAAAAACAAAGCAUCUUUGUCAAACUAUCCAGUAGAUUACCUGGAUCGGUGUAACCAAAACUGCCUGCACAAGAGCUAAGUCACUUGUAGAAGAAAUUGAGGCUGGUUCUGACUGCUGGAACUUUUGAAAGAGCAAAGCAGUUGGGUAAAAAGUGGAAGAACAGGCACUGACUGCCAGGAAGAAAAUAUGAGGUAUCUUUCUCAAAAUAAUGUUUUUAUUUGUACCAUAUAAAAACCAAAAAUUCCUAGGAGUUCCUGUUUAGAUGGUCUUAUAAGUAUAUAAAUACCAUAACUAGAUGCUGCUGAAAGUUACAAUUCAUGGAUCUCUAUUUUUGUUUUCUCAAUUCAGACCAAGAAUGAAAUGUAUUCUAUGCACAAUAGUGCCUGCUACAAAAUCACCAUAACAAAAUGACAGUGAUUAUGUGCAUCCUUUGCACAUCACUGAAAUCUUCUCUUUUUAACUGCUUGGUUUCUAAAGCUACUACUACUAACCCUUUUUUUAAACACUGAGAAGCCUUAAUUUGAGCAAUUUUAACUAUUGCUUAAAAUAACAAUUAUUAAGCCACAACUUGGUUUUUAAUCUUUAAAGAAGAAAAUGAAAAUCUUUCAAAUUAUAGCUACCUGCUUUAUAUAGACUGUUAUGUGUCCAAGUAAGGAUGUAUUUGGGUGACUGAUACGAAAACUUCUUUUCCUUUAAAACCAGGAACUUCUACGCCGAUGCAAGUUACAGUAUUUUUCUAAAGCUGCCUGGCUUCAUAGAGUUGGCUGAAAGUGAAAUGGCUAGCAUGUACAAUAAUCAGGAUAAACAUGCUAUGUCAGGUUAUUUCAGAUUCCCAAGGAAUUUGGCAUGAUAAAAUGAUUAAUGCCAUUGUUUUAUGAUUGUUCCCUGCCUAAAAAUGAGCAGAAGUAUUGAAAUUCAUGGGCCCAGUUUGAGGUCAGUGUAAGAAACUGUGAUUGUUUGUUUGUUUUUAACAGGUCAAUACCAAAAUAUUAAAAAUGAGCUGUCAUUGCAUAAGGAAAAGCUAUGACUCCUUAAAGAGCCACUGUCAGUGCCCAAGUAUAUGAUAUAACUUGAGUAAUACUUGACCAGUAUGGCUCUAAACACUCCCCCCUAUGGAUUAAAUGUUCCACAUGAUGCCCAUCUCCUUCUUCCCUAUUGCCAAUCAAAACUGAAAGAAUGUCUUUCAGAUACCUUCUACUGUAUUAGUGAACAGCAUACAUAAAUAAUGUCUACCAUUCACCAGAUACUGUUUUUAUCUUUCUAUUAUCUUGCUCGCGUAUACUGGCUUGUCUGUGAUUAAUGGAAAUGAUGUCAGAUGCUGGAAUUUAUUCUGACCAAUGAACAUAGCUGACUCAAGGGAGUACAAUCUCUUGCAAAGUAAUAGAACAAAACCCAGUAUGCAUAAAACAAAUCCAAGUCACUAGGCUUUAGCUGAUAGAACCAACUACCUGUGUAAUAACAGAGCAGCAGAAACCAUUUCUCAUGUGGCUGCAUAGAUUCUAUUGUAUCUAGUUCUAAUGUAGCUUACUGGGUUUUUCUUUGGUUACACUGAUUUUUGUUGUUGUUUUUGUUUGUUUUUUGUUUGUUUUUGUUUUUUGGGGUUUUUUUGGUGGUUUUUUUUUUUUUGGCAUUUUGGGUAAGUAAUGCAGACACCAACUUGAUUUAACAUAAGUUGACAUAACAAUGAAGGAAACCUGUUGUGUAAGAUUUUAAAUAAAUUUAUUUUUGCUUGAAA
Messenger RNA from Alligator sinensis (Chinese alligator), 2853 nucleotides. It is a transcript of the gene AZI2, whose product is annotated as 5-azacytidine induced 2. The transcript has 8 exons. Lineage: Eukaryota; Metazoa; Chordata; Crocodylia; Alligatoridae. Bases 6 to 1196 code for a protein of 396 amino acids. Gene Ontology annotation, biological process: canonical NF-kappaB signal transduction. The record is from RefSeq and is a predicted model, not a curated record. Gene Ontology annotation, cellular component: cytoplasm.